UGCAAGGCCGCGAAUGCGUGCGGAGGAGUCGAGUACAUGACCGGAGAGGAGGGUAUGUCUCGCGGACCGUCUUUCCAAUUCCACAACCCCAGCGAUGCCUUCCGAUUUGUGCGCGCACUCCCUGAUCUCGAAGUGCAAUUGGCAGAAGUAGCGGAGUGCACGAGCAAGCAUCUCCGCCUCAAAUGCCUGACUCCGCAUGUAAUCGGGUGCUUCGCCCACGUCCUCUUCAGCUACACCUGCGGGGACGCGGCGGGGCAUAACAUGGUCACGAUCGCGACGCAGCGUGCCUGUGCCUGGGUGCUGACAAACCUGGCGGACGAAUACAACAUAAAGAAUUUUUACAUCGAAGGCCAGAUGGCAUCCGAGAAAAAGGCAUCGUGGGGAAAUGUGAAGGUCGCGCGGGGAGUCGAGGUUACCGCAUGGACGUCGCUCUCCGACGCGGUGUGUCGACGUGUCCUGGGCUGCUCGUCCGAGCACUUAUAUGAAAUCAUGCAGAUGGGCCAGGAAGCGUGCAUCCGCAACGGGCAGCACGGCAACAAUAUUGACUCGGCGAAUGUGCUGGCCGCAGCCUUCAUUGCGACGGGUCAGGAUGCAGCAAGCAUCAUCGAUGCGUCCUGGAGCCACCUGACCCCGGAGUACGAUCGCGAGUCCCAAAAGGUGACGCUCAGUUUGUAUUUUCCUUCCAUGCCGGUUGGGGUGGUCGGAGGUGGUACAAGGUAUGCGACCCAGCAGGAGGCCUUGCGGAUCCUGCACUGUGAUGGACCCGGCAAGAAACGGCAGUUGGCUGGGUUGAUUGCUGGGUUCGCCCUGGCAUUGGAGACCAGCACGGCUGCAUCUGUGGUCAAUAAUACGUUCGCGCAGAGCCAUGAGCGGUUGGCGCGGCGGGCGUCUGAGGACGGACGACCGAGAUGUAGAUUAUGAUGAGGAUGAGGGGAAAGAAAGAUGUACGUAUGCACGGAGUAGGCUCUCUCCGUCUGUCUCUGAUCUACCCUAUGAUGGCAGUGGCGUGGCCAGACAAUCUUCAUGGCGUGACCCGAGGGUUUGAUCCGGGGUAAAUCUAUUUAGUUAUGGCGCGAGCGUAAGAGAG
Aspergillus heteromorphus CBS 117.55 is the source of this 1087-nucleotide messenger RNA. Its product is annotated as nad-binding domain of hmg-CoA reductase. Gene Ontology annotation, molecular function: hydroxymethylglutaryl-CoA reductase (NADPH) activity. The transcript has a single exon. Bases 37 to 921 code for a protein of 294 amino acids. NCBI's taxonomy places the organism in Eukaryota, Fungi, Ascomycota, Eurotiomycetes, Eurotiales, Aspergillaceae. Gene Ontology annotation, biological process: coenzyme A metabolic process. The record is from RefSeq and is a predicted model, not a curated record.